AUGGAGCGUUUUUUCAUAUUUCAACGAUUAUUAUUCGUGUACGGAAGUGUUCGAUUCGAUACCCCAAAUAUGGGUAUGAAGUUUGAUAAAACUCAAAAGUGGGAUCAUGCUCCUAUCGAUGCAUUCCGAAAUCUCAAUUUGCGUUGGACCAAUUCUCAAGACCAUGAAAAUUUCUCAGUUAAUUCGAAUAAUAUUACUAAUGGAUGGUAUGGUGGAACCUAUGUAGGAAACCGGAACAAUUUUUAUGGAGGCCAUUACAAUAUGGCCCUGGAUUAUAACUAUUCGGAACAGGAUGUACAGAAUCUCCAGAUCCGGAUUUACAGCAACGAGUGA
This is a messenger RNA of Caenorhabditis briggsae, 333 nucleotides long. Gene Ontology annotation, molecular function: nitric-oxide synthase activity. The transcript has 3 exons. Lineage: Eukaryota; Metazoa; Nematoda; Chromadorea; Rhabditida; Rhabditidae. Bases 1 to 333 code for a protein of 110 amino acids. The record is from RefSeq and is a predicted model, not a curated record. Gene Ontology annotation, biological process: nitric oxide biosynthetic process.